ACUCCCGCUAUCGAUCAGUCCCGUGUUAGUCCACCGUGACAUGGAGGAUCUUCUGCUGCAGAUCGUCCGGGAGUCGAGCAAUGCGAAGUUACAAAAUCUACGGAAAUCAGCGCAGGAAGCGUACGACUUCCUGGACAAGCAGCAAGGACUGUUACGCGAUCCACCCCACGAGCUGCGGGCAAAAUGUCUUCACACCUUUCAGCUAGCACUAGAGACGAGGAGGAGCAAAUUCGUCGCAUUCGGUCUGUCAGGAUUGCACAGAAUGUUGAGGGACGACAGGUUUCAAUCGCCCUACGAGCCAGAGGACGAUUCGCUCUGGUUACCGGCGCAAAUGUUGCACGCCAUGGGAUCCAUACUCUCUCAAUCGGACGACACACAGACGGAUAUGUUGAAAGUUCUGCUACAAGUCGCCUGUUCUUCGUACUGGACGAUGAACGGCCGAUUGAUAAUUGCCAUACUCACUACCUGCUGCGAGGCUUUCGAAAACGGAAAUCAAGCGGUGAGAACCGCCGCCCAGGCUGCGACAAGUCAGACGCUGCGAUCCUUCUGUCUUUUCUUAGGUUUCAACGGUUUUCGUUAUUCAGGGCUCCAGAAUCGUUGCGGUUCCAUCUUCGCUCUCCUUGCUAAAGCCGCCUGCACGGAACAGUCUAUAUCGAGAAUCACUCGAACGAAAGACGUAUUGCGGUUGAAGUUGCAAAACAGAGCGACCAAUAUUCACACUUCGCACGCGCUGAGCAUGGACGUGCUUCUGGGCAAAGGUUUGGAACUCGGAAGUCACGGUAGCGACUGCUGGCCUCACGUUUUCACGUGCUGCUUGUACGUGAGCAAGCUGGAGCACGACUUCUUCGGGAGAAACCAGAACCCGUCGCUGCCUAAAACCCAGCAAAAGAAAGAGAAAAAGGAUGCCUCGAACGGAGAUCCCAAAGGAAAUCAGGACAAACUGAGGCUCAAUUUCAACAUCACCGACGAAGAGGAAACAUGCGUCGACGUCUACAGCUUCCUCUCGAGUCCCUACACGCAGAACCCAAGUUCGGAUACCAUCCCGGAGAUAAUCCAAGAAUCGAACGCAGACAGCCAGUUCAACGGCAUUCUUCCCGCGGACUACGCGGCCAAAAUUGUCUGCGUUUUGUCGCAACAAGUCGACAGAUUAUUCGAGAACGCCGCGUUGAAGCUGAACCUUCGAGCUCUGUGCUUGUUCCUGGCGGCUCUUUGCAAGGCGAGCAAAGCUCAGCUGUUCAAGACAACGGACGGUUCGAAGGAGAACAAACGAUUUUGGUGGAGGAAGAGCAAACCCAGGGAAAACGAGAUGAACGUGCUGCUCUUGGCUCGGUUAGGAGAGGUCAUGCUGAAGUGCGUGAAAAGUGGAAGGCCUCUUAUUCAUAUUAUGAGGGUUUGGAGUAUUCUGGGCCCUCAUUUCAUGGAAGCAGCUUGUCACAAAGACCGCGGUAUUUCGAAAAAAGCGGUUCAAUGCAUCCACGACUCGAUGGCAGCUUUGCUGAACGAGCAAGUAGAGUUGGCUCACUUCCAUUUCAACGAAGCUCUCUUCAAGCCUUUCGAGAACCUGUUGUGCCUAGAACUCUGCGACGGCGAUGUGCAGGACCAAAUCGUGAGCUGCAUCUGCGAGUUCGUCGAAACCAACCGAACAGAGAUUCGUUCAGGCUGGCGACCUCUGUUCGGGGCGCUGCGUGUAGCCUCCGUCGGUAAUUCAGAUUCCGUCGAAUCAGCGCCUCUGCUGGAGGUCUUCAGGGUCUUCCUAUCGACGGACAAUACGUUGGUGUUCGCCAACGCGGCGCUAGAUUGCAUCCUGUGCCUCCUGAGGCACGUGCGCGGUAUCGGCGACGCGGAGGGGCAUCAGGACGAACAGGACCAGGUCGUCGAUAUCGCAGAGUCCCGACGAAUGAGACUCUGCGUAGAGAGUCUCAAGUAUCUGCUGAGCUGCAGCGACAUCCUGGCCUCUAUGUACGGGAUGCCAGCGUGCCCCAUCUUCCAUUCCGCCCAGAGGAUCCAGGUUUCGACCAUUCCCCAAUACGUCGAUCCAACGAUACCGAACUCGGAGCUGAUCAGAUUCGAUAAGCACACCGAAUCGAUACAAGAGACCAUUCCCGAGCGACCGCACGACGUACUCGUGGAGAACGUUCGCACGGCCACCACUCUGCAGAGCAUGGACAAGCCCAGUGGCAUUCUGAGGGUGUGGUACAUCUUGAUCGACGGCCUGGCUAGCGCUACCAUGAUAUGUCCCAAACGUUACCAGCCUCACACUCUGGAAACAUUAUUCCAUCUUCUACGAGAUACCUUGAACGUUCCUGGACCAGCGUUCGGACUCUAUUGCGUCAAUCAUUUGUUGCUACCGAUGGUCCAAAAUUGGCUGAGGAAGACCUCGAAGAUCUUCAGGGGUUGGGACAACUUUGCGCCCAACUUUAAGCAGUGUUGCGGUCUCACGACGGAUCUGGUUGUCGAUUACUUGACUCAUUUGCAAGGGCCCGAGGUUGUCCGGAACGAGGCGUAUCUACCGGCCACGACGCUGAUGUUGAAACAACUUUUGCUGGUGAUGGCGGAAUGCGUCGUUCAGCCCACGGAGAGCAUAGCUCGUUUGGGUUGCGCUUGUAUCAGGCACGUACUCGUGAGCAGCGGUCCGCUUCUCACCCCAGAACAAUGGGAGGUUUGCGGCGUUGCCUGUUACCGUGCCUGCUCGAAUUCGUUGCAAGAGUUGCACCAGCUGACCAUGGCUUUCUCACCGAGAUCGGAAUCCUUUUACGGUGACGUUGCACAGGUCAAGGUUGCCGCCCGACGGGAUGCGACACUCGAGGAAUCGGAACGUCUACGACAGCUCGCCGCUCAGGUGAGCCAGCUGCGCGAGGUAUUGUCUGCCAUCAAGAGGCAGAAUGCGGCGUCACUGCCGACGACACCUUUCCAGGAUUCGAUGACCAUUGAGACGACACUGCUCGACCAGCACACUACCUCCUACUCCGUCGGUUGUAGGCAGCACACGACACCCCCCGAUUACACUAACACUACGUCGAACACGGGCCCCCAUUGCGUGCCUCGUGAAUUGUGCGCUUUGCGUGUGUUCGAGCUUGCAUCUGUUUGGCUGAUCGAUGGCAUACGGUGGCGUAGAAUCCAAGUGUUCCUCCUCGAGGAACAACGCACCGAGGACACCUCGAGAACCUCCGACGACAGGUCGUACGUCUUCCUCUUGUAUCCACCUUCGGUGGGCUCCACUCUCAAUCCUGACCUCUACAUCGUUAGAGUUCAGCUCAGAGCACUGGUGGUCGGUCUAUUGGUUCACCAGAUGCUCAUCCAUUGCAUCGCCAGUGUUCUAUUGCAAGGUGCCGACUCAUCUUUUCCCAGUUUAUCCCACGUGAUACCGCAUUCAGCGUCUUCGGCGUCGCCAAAACCUUUCGUACACGGGUGUCUCUCGUACCUAUCCAGCCGCCACGUGGACAUCUUCUUCUCGGCCCUGGAUCUCUCCUACGCUGCUGCCUUAAAGUUCGACUGUCGUCCCGGCCUGAAAUUCUUAGUACAAAAGGUGGCCAACCUCCGACAACCCGCGAACCUCUAUCAACAGGCCGGAGCUGCUUGGACUGUCAAGAUAGUCACGCUGUUCGAGCUGUGCCUGCGCGAAAUGGAAGGCACCACCGAAGUGACCCUGGAAACUGUGAAAUCGAUGCUGACCUCGAGCCCAGACGAUACAAACCCUUCGAAAAGCUCUAGUCUCCGAAAGCUGUCGAAAUACUUGAAACAGCUGCGCAACACGUUCGAAGAACUCUGCGAGAGCUACGCGGAGGUGGUUUUAGACGAGGACGGGAAGCACACCAGAGUGGACAAUUUCUCGGAGAGGAAGAUAUUCCUGUUGGUAGCGCAGCCCGAUGACUAUCCGGAGAUCACCAGGAAGGAGCCGAUCGUUAACGACAGAGUCACGCCGGCGCUGACCGAGCCGACCACGGAGGAGUCGGGAUACCAAAUGGACCAGGAGGAACAGGAAGAACCUGAGGACAUCGAAGACUACAGUCCCAACUUGGACGACGAGAGCGGAUUGGAGGAGCUUGGAGCAGAGUCCGACGACGAUGACAGACCCUUCAGACUUUCCGAUCUAGCGGUGGAGUAUUCGACUGAUUCCGGUCCGCAGUCCGAACCGGAAACCGAUGACUCGAGGCCCGUUUCGAGGUUAGGCUCCUUUACGGAGAAAGUCGUUUAUCCCGAUCGAUCCGGUGGCACCUCCAGCGAGGGUUACAUCGACGGAAAGUACAGCUCGACGACACCAGCUCCGCCGUUGCUGAUAAACGAACAGGACAACCUGUACUACGAGCUCAGCCCGCUGAAGAGGACCGAGUCCGCGGACUGUUUCCCGUUGUCCAUGCUGGAAGCAAAGACGGCGAACGCCAGCCUGACCUUUGACGAGAUAGCUACGUAUCAAAAGUCGAGACCCGAGAGGAGAAAAAGCGAAGCCUGUUUGCUCUCCCGCAGGAAUUCUCUGAAAUUCGUCGUGGCGAGCGAAGCGGAGAACGUUGAGAGAUUCGUGGGUCUUGAUUCGGCGGUAUCGAGGUGCAGAUCGGUGAUGGAGUUGAGAAGAACGCAAGGAUCGACCGUGUCCAGCUCUUCGAACGAUAUCGAGAUGUCCCCGCGAGUGUCUGCGAAGAUCGAGGAGAAAGAGGAGACAGGCUCGCCGCAGUUCUUGGAUAACAUCGACGAACUGUUGCGCGACUACGAGCGCAGCAAAAGAGGCUUCAGAACAAAUCCGUUUUUGAAGGACGACGGUGACGAAACGAGCGUUGACAGUUAUGAAAUCCCGACGCAAACGAGGGAAACUUUGUUCCAGCGAAAGAGUAACAUUCAUAAAGACAGCGAGGCGCACAGGAAGGCUUGGGCCGAGACUCUCGGCACCAUAUUGGAUUGGACUCUAGCUUUGUCGGAUGAUCAACUGACUCCGUUGCUUCCGGUUUUCGUGAGCGGCGUGCGAAUCCUUACCAGACACGCGAUGGAUCAAGUCCUCAAGCAGCGAUUGUCGGCUCUUUUUCAUCGAAUUGCGGUGUUGUACGGUUUAACGAGCAAUUAGGGGCAGCUUCGAUACAUCUGGGAACAGAUGUAUUUUCACGAUUCGAUCUGAAAUCGUUUCGGUGCCCGAACACACGGACGAUACCAAGAUGUCGGACAUCGGUCGAGCGGCGUCUAUGCAACCCCGCGAGCAUCAUCGAAUAUUUAUAAGACUUUCUUACUCUAAGAAUCAAUCGAUCUCGGUUGACAUAUACGGAAACAACUUUCAAUCUUCCAUAUCACACGGAGAAGAAACACCGUUGGAUCGACGAUCCGAGUCAAUUGUCGAAUAAGUAACAUCCGAAGAUCGUAUCGCUGUGUAUAAAUCGAUCGACGAAUUUUCUCUCGUAUUUCAGCAAAAGAUAUCCCAUUCGAUUCUUUUCGAAGAGAACGGUUAUCGAAAUCACAGUUACUUUAAAAACUGUACAUCUCGCUGGGAUUUUCAAGCUUUAAGAGAGAGACACACCAAAGGAGUUUUCAUGGUUGACACUAUCGAGGACCAUUUUUCGUGUCAUCGCCGCUAACGAUGUCGAACAUCGAUUCCACGAAGGACCUAAACCAGAUCUAACCUGGACUAUGUUAGCCCGGAUCGAAGAGGUCGAGAACGUCGUUCUCUCGCUUCGAAUGGAAAUACUUAUUGUUAAUCAUGACCGAUUCUUUUUCACGAGAAACGACAAACUACUUCUAUCCGAAUCUUUCCUCGUUGGAGAGAAUACAACUAAAGGGUGUCCUAAAAUUAACGCAAGAUUUUAAUUUGUCGGCAUGUUCGCAGUAAAUUGUUGGCAAGCCUGAAGAAAGAAUAAUUUGAGAACUGAGAGUUUAGGGUUAGUAUAAAUGGAGCGUUAUACGAUAUGACAACGUGUUUUCAUUAUUGACCGAUAUUUUAAUAAAAUGAUUGUCGGCGAGGUAAAGGUGAUCUUAUUCUAAAAUCUAGAUAGCUUAGAAUUCAUGGCAAUAGAAUACUAAGAAACAUCUCUGUAUUUCUGCCAGAGUUUCUGGCAGAUACCAGAAAAAAAGGCCUCGAGUGCAAAAGGUUAAAAAACAAAAAACAAUGAAGCACAUUUUUACCUUGAUGGCUUUGUUAAUCGUCAAAAUUGCCGUGUUUGGGGUUUGGAGAACUCACAUGUAAUUGUCGAACAACAAUUGCACCCACAACGAGUCACCGUUUUGUGCGGAUUUUGGGCUGGAGGCAUCAUUCGACCAUUGCUUGUUUUUGGACGACUGGUGUGUUUAGCGUCUCCAACUGAUCUAGUCUCCCUGAAUUUCUCAAGUAAUCUUUUCGAUGCUCUGCGCGAGUAUACUCGUCAAAUUAUUUUGUUCUUGUCGUGCUUAAGACGAGUUAAAUCGCAUGAGCUUAUUAUUAAGGAGUUAAUGAGUCAAUGAGUCAAUUAAUUAAUGAGUUAAUGAGUUAAUGAGUUAACUCAUCUUGAACUCUUUCCUAUUUAAAAAGUUCAUGCGAUGUAACUCGUCUUGAACACGACAAGAACAAAAUAAUUUGUGUAUACUCUCGUAGAGCACCGAAAGGGUUAAUCUUUUCACAGCUAACGAGGUAAAAACACUAUUUUUACCAUAUUUUGUAUAAAAUUUUCGAACUGCGGCCGUCAAACUUUCAUCAUUCUUGAAAUAUUGUUCAAUAAUGAAAACACGUUCGGCUGUCAAAUUGUUCUUUCUUCAGUGUUUGCCCAACAAUUUACUGCAAAAAUUGCGGCAAAUUCAAAUCUUGCGUUAAUUUUGGGACACCCUUUAUUAUAAAAAAGCUUCCAUGGCAACGAAGAUAUCUUAAACCACCUCGGACGAUAUUCCUAGCACAGUAGACUUUUGAUUCCAAGGUUCGCGAAGAUGUCAAACCCGGAUUCAUCCCAGGCUAUGCUGUCGUUAACGAGUAAAACUUAAAAGCUCAUCCAAUUUAACUCAAUUAAACGCAAUUAACUGUAAAAAGACCAUUCCAGAGUUAACCCUUUGCACUCGAGAGGUAGCUCUCAGUCACCACUAGGUUUCCUUUAGGUUUAAUAUCUCUGGAACUCGAAGUGAUCGAUAAAAUGAUCGUCGUUGAGCCAAAGGUGACCUGAUUCUCAAAUCUCAAAUUAGAGAUCUCAUUUUCGAAGUAAAUAUAAUCUUAACAUUCGUGGCAAUAGAAUGCUAAGAAAGCAUCUCGAGUUGCUGCUAAAUACCAGAAAAAAAGACCUCGAAUACAAAGGGUUAAUUUAGCUAGUGUUACCGUGCAUCGAGAGAUCGACGAACGAUAAACGAUUUCGAAAAACCCGCUUGCGUCGAGAAACGCAUUCUUAACCGAAUUUUCAUCCCUAAGAGAAAAGGGAACGGUAAAAGCUUCCACGCUUGUGAAGACCAAAAACCGUUUCGAGUGUCGCCGUUGCUAACCAAGCUGAUUCCAAGUUUCGCGAAGACGUCGAAGCCUCCCGAAUUCGUCCUAAACAACGGAAACGCGACGCACUCGAUACCUCAUCCUCGAUUUUCCACGAGCGAAAGAAACGUUGUCCCGUUUCCAUCUUGUCUCUAGUUCACCGCGCGCGCCUAGACGCGUCGACACGGAGAGACAAGAAUUUUAUUUACGACCCACUCUGCACGCACAUCUCUCGAUUCUCAUUUUAUGCUCUUUGCGCUUAACUGUAGUUUGCGGUUCAGUCGCGGGGUCGGAUGUACCUACCAGAGUCUCGCUUCCAACGUCGAAAUGCGCGCGGCGCACCUCGACGUUCUAGUACGUGCGAUGGUAAGAACGGUUCGCUCCCGUCGAUUGUUUCAAAUUUUUUAAAACAACGUACGAUACUUUUCCAGACCGAGGCUCCGACAUUGACUCUCGGAUAUGAUUUCAAUUAUCUUUUGGAAGUGUAAGGACGAUACGAUUCCGGAUGAGUUUGAUCUUUGACUCUGAAGUAGUAUACAGGGUGGUUCUUAAGCUUCAAAGGACAAAUUAGGAGUAUGAGAGUAGGAUAGAAAAGCGAUUUGAAAGAACCGAUAGAGUUGCCAACUACAUCCAGCAUAAAUGAAGAGCGUAAUAUGUAUUCACCCUUCGUCGUGCGUAUCUGUCGUACUAUUGCGUUCGAUAUCUGGUAUGGACCAAUUGUGAUAAAAAUUUGUGAUUUUUAUUCGUUAGAAACAAAAGAUGAAAUAAGUUAUUAAGAACGAUAGGUUCGUGUCAAGUAAUUUGGUAACUACAGUCAGUGUAAUAAGUAUUCGUACAGGAACAAUUUAUUUUAAAUUGGUUGCUGUACGAAUACUUAUUACACUGGCUGUAUUUUGAAGUUAAUGUAUCCGGUUUAAGAAUCAGGAGAAAAUAGAAAGUUACACUGGUAACCUUUAUUAAAAAAUAAACAGAAAAGAAUUUCUACCUAAGCGGACAUAAUUAGUUUUUCCCCCUUAAAAUUACAAAAUGAGGAAAAUUUUGAUUGUAUGUUACAUAACUCAUGGGGCCAUUAAUAAUGGUUUAAAAAUUCGGCAAAAAUAUGUGCAGUCGAUGUAAGAAGUAUUUGUACAGGAACCAAUUUAUUUUAAAUUUAUUUUAAAUUGGUUCCUGUACGAAUACUUAUUACACUGACUAAACAACUAUUUUUAAACAUGUUAAUACUAUCGCAGCUUCUAAGGCAACAAAUUUACUUACUAAUAACAAAUUUUCUUUGAUACUUGUAGGUUGUCCAGAAAGUUCGUGCUAAUUUUUAAAAAAAAAUUUGAAGGCGCAUUUGAAUUUUGAUACAUAUUUAGCGACUUAUAUAGAUAGCAUUUUGUUCCACAACCUUUCCACCUUCUAAGGGACGUAUUCGUGUUAUUUGUUUUCAAUUAUUCCGAUAUAUCCAGACCUGGACUACCUAACAAAAAUCGGCAUGGACUUUCCAGACAACCUAUUGUAUUAAUUCACCGUAAAUUAGUCGUAAAUGGUUCGAUACCGUUAAUUUAUUCGAAAGAAAUCACACUUGUUGAUAAUAACACGGACAGAGCUGAGAAAGAAGUUACUUGUUCCAAAAGAGGAUGAUGUUGGCAAUCCUAUUUACUGGUAUAGACAAGCUUCGUUACGACAAUUUGGAGAUAGAGCUUUAGAGAUUACUUUAACCCUUUGCACUCGAGAGGUGACUGUCAAUCACCAUUAGGUUUCACGCAGCAAAUCUACGAUACCUAAUGUUUCUUUAGGUUUAAUCUCUCUCGAGCUCGAAAUGUCGAUAAAAUGAUGGUCGGUGAGGUAAACCGUACGAUAAAUAAUCGUAUAAAUAAAGGUGACCUUAUUCUCAAAUCUAGAUAGCUUAGAAUUCAUGGCAAUAGAAUGCUAAGAUACAUCUCGAGUUGCUAGUAGACCCCAGAAAAGAAGGCCUCGAGUGCAAAGGGUUAACAUCGUAUCACCGCAACUACGUUCCUUUUCGAUGUUCAUUGAAAACACUUACGCGUAUUUAACGAUCACUCUGUAAAUUAAUUUCUUCUUAAUCGUCGGAACUGUAUUUCCUGUCUUCUUCCCUUAGUUGACAAGAAGAAUCAGUUUAAACGGGCAUCCGAAAAUUAGUCUGUUAACGAGGAAAGCAGAAGAAUGGGAGAAACAAUGAUCAGACUUGAGACUCAAAAGUUGUUUUUGAAUUUGGAAGUUAGCGAAACGUUUAGAGCAAAAAGUUAUUACAUUUGUAUCCUUUGUCGGAACCGGGGGAUUUCGAGAGAUCAAAAAGGUUUGCCAAAGAUGUUCUCGGAUUCGAAGAAAGAACGUAACGAUGUCAUAUUUUAUUGUAAAUAGUACUCUUGCAAAGAUCCGUCGCGACGAUCAACGAGAGAGACUAGAUGUUUUAUCGUUAAUUUCCACGUUCUGGUCUUUAGAUACUAGUCGACGAUUCUCAGUUUAUUUAUCGCUUCGAUAUAAUAUAUUGCGCAUAUAUUUUGUAUAUCGUUUGUAAGUUAGCGAGAGUGAGAGAUAUAUAUAUAAUUACCCGCUGUUGUAUAAAUCAAGUAUCGCCAUGCGAAUCCAUCUCCAUUCUGUCCUGAAUUCCAUCGGUGUUGUAAGUUGUAAAUUGUAAGUAUCGUUUAACGGUCGGAUCGUUUAAUAGAAGCGCGGAGGGAUUAAUAAUUGAUAAUAAAACGUGCCUACGUAGACCCUGUUUCGUUUGUUCGUAUAAUUCUGUUGUAAUUCAAGAUUUUAAAGCUGGUCGUUCCGCCUAAGCGUAUAAGAACGAAUACGGUACGUACGAAUAAUACGUACAUUUAUUACGCGCUGUUGCGGCAGUAUUUGAAAUUGUUAAUGCGAUAGCCGAACGAGAAGCACGAUUAACAAUUACCAAACGAAACUGUAUGGACAAGGAAUGUACGAACGUUGAAUAAUCGAUUACUGCGAAUUAAUAAAAUUGUACGAUCGAAUUUACGGUGUCGAUGUCGUUGAGAAAUUGGACGCAGCGGACGAGUUUCAUCGUACGAAAUUUUUACCGAAUUUUCUGUGAACGCUGCAUGCAAUUUCCCUUCGAUUGUUUCGCUUCUCUUCCUGCAUUCUUUACCGAGAGAUUGGUUCUCGUUUCCAUCGUAUUAUUUAUUUUAACCGCGAAUAUGACCAAACCUUUUAAUUUUCAAGAAAAUAUUAAAUUAUAUAUAUCACGUCACUUUUUUAUUUCCUUCAUCAAAUUUUAUUUCUGAUCUUCGUUGGCAGACAGAGUUUCGCCUUCCUCUUCGUUAUUUCGUCUUAUUGGAACGUAACAAAAUCUUAAUUUCACAACGACUUCAAAAAACAUCUUAUGAAAAAAGUGAUUGGUGAAUGGAACUCCUAUUGGAAAGCUCAUGCCUCCUCAAAAAUUCUCUCUGUUCGAAGUGACGUGUACGAAACCUCCUCUGCAAUGGAACUUAACAGGCGCAACCAAACAAUAUUAACCCGUUUAAGAAUUGGACACACAAGAUUGACCCACGGCCAUCCGAUGACAAGAGAUCCUCCAAAGAAAUGCAACCUCUGUGACACAAACUUAUCAGUUCAACAUAUGAUGGAAGUCUGUCCAAAGUUUAAUAUUCCAAGGGAUAAACACAACAUACCACGUGAUAUUAAAAAAGCUCUCAAUGAUAAAGAACAUUUAACGGAUUCAAUUUCGUUUAUCAACGAUUUACACCUCAGCAAUCUUAUUUAAAGACCAAAUCACUCAGUAGUCGCUAAUGAUCUGUGGAGUUGAUGCGACUAAAAAAAAUAAA
Molecule: messenger RNA, 11181 nt
Organism: Hylaeus volcanicus
Lineage: Eukaryota; Metazoa; Arthropoda; Insecta; Hymenoptera; Colletidae
Product: brefeldin A-inhibited guanine nucleotide-exchange protein 3-like
Exons: 16
Coding region: 41-5053 (1670 amino acids)
Source: RefSeq, a predicted model, not a curated record